AUGCUAACGCAGAUACUGCAUCUAGACAAUACAGGCUCCUCUUUUCACCAGGUCCCGCUCAUUGAGCAGCUCAUUCAGUCUCUGCCGAAGUGUUUGCGUCGCCAACCGCGCCUGUCCCUGGGUCGGAUCAGGUCAUCGGGGCUUUGCGAGGUGCACAAAAGAUUGAACGCAGAUUUGAUGACAGAUAGUCUUUCCCUGGUCCAGAGCGAGGUUACGACGAGAUUUCGGCAGCUCGAUGUAUAUCCAGAACUAGUCCCGCCCGUCGAGCGAGAUAUUCUAGCCAGGCUGCGAGCGUUGCAGGGCAUGUGGACCAAGCCUAGUAUGAACAAUCCGGUGGCUCCUAACGCCUUGCCGUAUCAGAUUAACGGAUGUCCGGCAUGUAUCCUCGCACGUAUCGCUGCAGACAGUGAGAUUAUCCGAGAUCUGCGCGUGGUCUUGCAGAGCCGCACUCGCACGCGUAAGAACCAUCGAGCACCUACUCUCAUGGUAUUCGUCGACGAAUGCAUCCGCCAGUUCGGCGACGACGAAGCGGACAAGCUCUUUGGGACCGCUAGCAAUUUGGCGUUUCAAAUGAAGAUCACUCGAAAGGCAUGCGUCAAGGCCCGGUACCGUGAUAAUAAGCACUCGCAUCGCCAUAUGCGGAAGUCUUGUGUGGACAGACGCCAUCAUAACAGAAAUUCCGACGGCGCAGUUGAUAUACCUGACUAUCGCCGUUCGCAUGUUCCUUCCAUUGGCGUGAUCCAAGAAGGCAACAUCGCUUCCCAUCACUCGAAAAGUAGUCUUGCAAGAGUGAGCCUUUACGAGCCAUCUCCCGGGGCCAAUAAUAGCACAGCCUCCGUUCACUCCUGGGGAGACGUCAAGAGGCAGCUCAGCAUGGUCAAGACUUGCAGGCAGAUUGCAAACGAAACCUCUUAUUCCCGAGCAACGUCGGUUCCAGAGGCCAGAGUUGCACCCCUCCGGAUCAGCAAGGUGGAGUCUCGGUUCGAAGAGCAGAGCCAGACGCGCACGAAGGUUCCGCAACGCUAUGACUACCAUGAGCACGAGCGCUCUGUCUCGCAUUAUUCCAGCAGUGAUUACUGGACGGAUGCCUCCUUAGACUCAGAUGACGAUGAUGCAGCGCCUGAGAUCCAGCCUCACCCUCGAUCUCAGUCUUUUGCAUCCAGAAAGCAGCCAGAGGCUGCGAUGACCACUUGGAGCCUGGUGUGCGGUCAAGGGAACAUGAUCUGA
Molecule: messenger RNA, 1227 nt
Organism: Penicillium cinerascens
Lineage: Eukaryota; Fungi; Ascomycota; Eurotiomycetes; Eurotiales; Aspergillaceae
Exons: 1
Coding region: 1-1227 (408 amino acids)
Source: RefSeq, a predicted model, not a curated record